Molecule: messenger RNA, 1507 nt
Organism: Acipenser ruthenus (sterlet)
Lineage: Eukaryota; Metazoa; Chordata; Actinopteri; Acipenseriformes; Acipenseridae
Product: heat shock protein beta-11-like
Exons: 1
Coding region: 560-1156 (198 amino acids)
Biological process (GO): response to heat; protein refolding
Molecular function (GO): protein folding chaperone
Source: RefSeq, a predicted model, not a curated record
UAUAAGUUCUCUUUUGCAUGGUUUUAUUGUAUUUAUCUCAGUUUCAAAAUGUCACUGAGGUGUACGUGGUUGCUAUAUAAUUCAACACAAUAACAUUUCUGAACAGUUUAGUUAGUGGAUGUAGCAGGUUCAUUUAUAGGCUAAUUUCUCCAUUUCAAUGUUAUGGAAAUGUUUUCUUUCUAGCCCUCCAUUCCCUCAUUGAUAAAUAUAUAUUUUCCUUCAAUCUGGGAAAAAAACUGCUUUUUCAUUUUUGUUCCUCUGCUUUACUACAGUUCAUGUGUUUAUAAAUAGUAUCACAGUAGCACUGAGCCAGCUAUACGGUGAGUGGUGUUUUAGAACAUGAGUUUAGUUACAUAAUCAUGACUCUGCUUCAUGACACACACACACACUGUAAUAUACCAGCAACACGUGGAAAGUUCAGGAAGUGUCAGGAACUCUGAGUGGGAGGGUAUAUAAGCUUUGAGCUCUGACUGCUGAGACAGAAUCACAAAGCAGAUUGGAAGCUGCAAAGACUGCUAUCCUACAGCAACAAAAACAAGACUCAGGACUACUAUUGAAGAUGCUGUGCUCUCCUGUAUUCCAGCCUUCCCUCGGCAUACCUUUUGCUUUCAAUAUGCCAGUGCGCUCGCUGUGGCAAGAAAACCGGCCCAUCUUCAUUCAGAUGGAAAAUGAAAGGCUGAGACAAAUGGAGGAACUGAGGAGAAGAGUGGAGUUUAUUGAUCAGGUCCAUCAACUGCUGUUGAAAAAGGUGAUGAACACAGAUAGUGCCACCGAGUUAUCAGGCUCCAAAUCACCCUCCUACAAGCUGGAGAAAGAUGGAAACUGUUUUUGUCUGAUGCUGGAUACCAAAGACUUUUUACCUGAAGAGCUGACUGUGAAACAGGUGGGAAGGAAACUGCUGGUGAGUGGAAAGCAUGAAAAGAAAGAUGAAGCCAGAAAUGGCUCCUACUCUUACAAAUACCAGGAGUUUAGCCAGGAAUUGGAGCUGCCAGAAGAUGUCCAGCCUGAUGCAGUGACCUGCUCCUUCUCCAAUGGGCAGCUACAGAUUGAAGUUCCGAGUCUGGCACUGCCUGCUGUGACUGAGAGAACUGUUCCCAUCAGCACCAGCCCUGCAAUGAAGACCCAGCAAGAGAGGAGCGCAGAGGAACAGGAAUAGGCUGCAGCGCUGACAAAGAGGGCCAGGAACAACAAGCAGUAGCUUGAAAGGACUAUUACCUGUUAAUGGUGUACAUUUAAAAUGACCUUUAACUGAAAUGAUUGUGUACUAUUUAAGUCAUUACUGCAACACCGGGAGCACUAAAUACAUGAUGUAAGAGUAUGUGUAUUUGUCACUGUUUUUGUCAACAUCAUUUCCUAAUUUAAUGUAAUGCAUUAAAUACAUGAUGUAAGAGUUUGUAUAUUUGUCAUUGUUUUUGUCAACAUCAUUUCGUAAUUUAAUGUAAUGCAAACAAAUAUAUUUGGCAUAAUCUUUCCUCUUUUGAAUAAAUAUUUUUUCACUUUUCAGAAA